Molecule: messenger RNA, 1259 nt
Organism: Dothidotthia symphoricarpi CBS 119687
Lineage: Eukaryota; Fungi; Ascomycota; Dothideomycetes; Pleosporales; Dothidotthiaceae
Product: glycoside hydrolase family 7 protein
Exons: 2
Coding region: 22-1254 (410 amino acids)
Biological process (GO): carbohydrate metabolic process
Molecular function (GO): hydrolase activity, hydrolyzing O-glycosyl compounds
Source: RefSeq, a predicted model, not a curated record
UUUUUCAACCAUACCUUCACCAUGGUCCGGUACACUCUUCUCACAGCUACCCUCCUGGGCUUCACCGCCGCUCAAACCCCCGGCAAGGGACGUGAAGUCCAUCCUAAGCUGACCACUUGGGAGUGUACCAAGCGCGGAGGAUGUAAGGCUCAAGACACAGCCAUUGUCCUCGACUCAUCAAAUCAUCCCAACUACCAGAAGAAUGAUACCACGAAAAAUUGCGGAAACUGGGGUGAGGCAGCAAACCCAGCUGUAUGUCCGGAUGAGAAGACCUGCGCUCAAAAUUGUAUCAUGGAUGGCAUCAGCAACUAUGCUGAUUAUGGCAUUACUACUAAUGGAGGUAGCUUGAAGAUGGACUUUUUCGGAAAGAACAACUUCGCGAGCCCCAGGGCUUAUCUUCUUGCCAAAGACGAGAAGAAGUAUGAGAUGGUCAAGUUGACCGGCAAGGAGUUUACUUUCGAUGUGGAUAUCUCCAGAGCACCAUGCGGCAUGAACGGCGCACUUUAUUUGUCUGAGAUGAAAGAAGAUGGAGGGCGGUCGAAGUUAAACCCAGCAGGCGCGUCCUACGGUACCGGAUAUUGUGACGCCCAAUGCUACACCACCCCUUUCGUCAAUGGAGGCAAUAUCGAUGGUUCUGGUGUUUGCUGCAAUGAGAUGGAUAUCUGGGAAGCCAACAGCCGCGCCACCUCCAUCGCACCACACACAUGUUCCAAACCUAGCCUCUUUCAGUGCAAAGGCGCUGAGUGUGGGCCCACUGGUCUCUGCGACAAGAACGGCUGUGGCAACAACCCGUACCGAAGCGACGUAAAGAACUUUUACGGCCGUGGCCUAAAGGUUGACACAACGAAACCCUUCACAGUGAUUACACAAUUUCCUGCCAAGAAUGGGGUCCUUCAAUCGAUCGAGCGCAAAUAUGUCCAGAACGGUAUCCUCUACGAGAAUGAACCUCGCAACGUUACUAUGAAUGAUGCUUACUGUGCGGCCAAUGGAGCUGAGAUGUUUCUCAAAGAUGGUGCCAUGAAGGGUAUGGGAGACGCUUUGAGUCGCGGUAUGGUUCUUGCAUUUGCCCUCUGGUGGGAUCAAGGUGGUUUUAUGCAGUGGCUUGACAGCGGCGAUGCUGGUCCUUGCGAUGCUACUGAGGGCGACCCCAAAAAUAUCAUCAAGGUCGAGAAAGCACCUACCGUCACGUUCAGCCAGAUCAAGUGGGGAGAGAUCGGAUCAACAUUCAAGGCAAGCAAUCAAUGGAUUGCGUAGAGUAG